AUGAAGCCUGCUGCCCGGAUCACCACGGGGCCCGUGGAGAAUGAAAAGGAGACCUUAUUGACGCUCCUCCCGCAGUAUGGCCUGAAGCUGGCCCCAGAUGGUCUGCACAUCCAGUGGGCGUUGGGGAACCGUCGACACCCCCGGAACUGGAGUCUGAGACGCAAGGUGUACGAUACAGCGCUGAUUAUCUUCCUGGAGUUCUUCACGACUGCCGUCAGCACUGCCGGGUCUACGGCGGCUAACCAUGCUGUCGAUGAAUUCAACAUCCCCAAGGAGCUCUCCAUCUUUCUCUUCGUCUCCAUAUACCUCAUCGGCCAAGCCAUCGGGGGCGUCGUCUUCCCACCCUACUCGGAGGUCUUUGGACGCAAGAAGCUGUACGUGGCCAGCUCUGCCCUGUACUGCCUCUUCUGCAUCGUCAUUGCAUCCGUUCCAUCCCUUAUCGGCGUCGUGGUCGGCCGACUGUUCUGCGGCUUCCUCUCCGCCAUCCCCACCACCGUGGUUGUCGGCAGCAUCGAAGACAUCUUCAACUCCCGCGAGCGCGUCUGGGUAGUCUGCAUCUGGACCAUGUUUGCCAACCUCGGUCUUGUCGUCGGGCCCAUCCUCAGCACUUUUGUUGUAGCCGAUACCAACUGGAGAUGGAUGUUCUACCUGGCCGCCAUCGUCACCGGAAUUCACACCCUCCUCCUGCUCACCCUGCACGAAUCGCGCCCCUCCCUCCUCCUCACCACCGAAGUGCACACCCUCCGCAAAGUGACCAAAAUCCCGACCCUGGAAGGCCUCAACCCCGACAAAGCUCCCGACCUGCAAUCCUUCGUCCGCAUCGCCCUCUUCCGCCCCAUCCGUCUCCUCUUCACCGAACUCAUCGUCUUCAUCGUCUCCAUCAUCAGCGCCAUCGCCAUCGCCCUCGUCUACCUCUUCACCGAAGCCCUCCCCCCGAUCUACCAAUCCUUCGGCUUCACCCCUAAACAAGCCUGCCUCCCCUUCAUCGCCAUCGGCCUCGGUCUCACCCUCGGGCUCAUCACCCGCUGUCUCGACCUCCGCAUCAUAUCCCACCACCGGCACCAAGGCCGUCCGCUCCUCCCAGAAGACAAACUCACCGGGUUCUGGAUCGGAGCGCCCAUUCUCGCCGCCGCACUAUGGCUCUUCGCCUGGACCAUUCCCCCCGCCGUGACGCAUCUCCCCUGGCUAAUCUCCGUCGUGGCAUUAGUCCUCGUCGGCUACAGCCUCAACGAGAUUGACUAUGUGCUAGGUGGCUAUCUAACCGAUAGUUAUCUAAGUUAUGCGGCGAGUGGCCUCGCAGCGUUGAGUUUGGUUCGGGCGUUGUUGUCCGCUGCGUUGCCGUUGAUUUCGGCGCCGAUGUUGGGACGGUUGGGGGCCAAUUUCACCAUCUCGGUGUUGGCGGCCGUGGCGACGGUGUUUUGUGCCGUGCCGCCGUUGUUUUCGAGUGUCGAUGAGGAGGGGUAUUGA
Molecule: messenger RNA, 1467 nt
Organism: Aspergillus ibericus CBS 121593
Lineage: Eukaryota; Fungi; Ascomycota; Eurotiomycetes; Eurotiales; Aspergillaceae
Product: putative MFS multidrug transporter
Exons: 6
Coding region: 1-1467 (488 amino acids)
Biological process (GO): transmembrane transport
Molecular function (GO): transmembrane transporter activity
Source: RefSeq, a predicted model, not a curated record